Messenger RNA from Drosophila willistoni, 1946 nucleotides. RefSeq names its product putative sodium/calcium exchanger 7. Gene Ontology annotation, biological process: monoatomic cation transport; transmembrane transport; intracellular calcium ion homeostasis. The record is from RefSeq and is a predicted model, not a curated record. Gene Ontology annotation, cellular component: membrane. The transcript has 8 exons. Gene Ontology annotation, molecular function: calcium:sodium antiporter activity. The coding region runs from base 79 to 1926 and encodes 615 amino acids. Lineage: Eukaryota; Metazoa; Arthropoda; Insecta; Diptera; Drosophilidae.
UGAUUUUCACUUCAGUCUUGAUAACAUUUUACCCUCACAAAUACACUAUACUACACAACCACAGAAAAUAAAAAUAAAAUGCCGAAUAUUUCAUUCCUUGAUGGCUGCCUUUUCCUUUUGUGGUCAAUUCAGAUGCAUUGCUUUCAUGUGAUGGCCGUUUCAGUUGAACAUCGAUGUCAGUUCGCUCGUGAAAUUGAAGAUUGUGACGACGUUAUGAAUUUUUUCAAAUAUUUUGAGCUAAUGUAUUGCGUUUUGCACAUCAGGUCAAAGUUGGACGAAAUUUGUUUGGUUCUACUAUAUUUACUAAUUGCAUUGGCUCUAAUGGUGACUAUAUUUCAUUUAGUUGAAUUUUGUUUCGCUCCCAUGCUCAAGGUCAUAUCGAUUAAAUUGCGAAUGAAUGAAUAUUUGGCUGGAGCUACACUAUUGGCUUUUGGCAAUAGUUUGCCUGAUCUGGUGGCCAAUAUGUUGCCAGUACGUGCCACUGCUCCCUUGUAUACCAUAACCCUGAGUAAUUCAUUGGCCGUAAUUUUGAUAAGUGGCGGAACAAUUGUCUAUUUGAAACCCUUCAUUAUGAAUGGUCACAACACUGUGAAAGAUUUAUUAUUCUUGGCCCUGGCUGGUGAGGUCUUAGAUUUUAUAAUAAUGCGUGGUCGUCAAGUAACUAAACAGGAAGCUAUUUUAUUUUCCAUGGUCUAUAUAUUAUUUGUAAUUAUUAGUAUAUUCGAUUUGAUACUUAUACGUCUAAAUAUCAGAUCUCUUCGUAAGGAAAUUGCCAAUUUAAGGGAAGACAAAUUUCCUUCAAUUAGCACAAGGAUCGAAUUAAAUAGACUACAAAGUAGUCUUCAGCAAUUGGAAGAGGACAACCAAAUCAAAAUACGCAAAGGGAUUUCCAAUGAACGUCGUUCCACUCGUAGAAGUGACUCAUUUUCGGAACGUUUUAUUGGUUUUGCCACACGUAAAGUUGAUGAUGACAUGGUUGAUGUAGAUGCGGAAGUCACACGCACCAUACUGCAUAACAGUGGAAAUCCAAAGAAUUUAUUUCUAUUUUCAGAAUUUUUUGAAUCCAUAUUACCUAUUGACAUCGAACAAUGGAAUGGUGGUGGUUUCUGUAAUCGCCUUUGUAUUAUCCUGCGAGCUCCUUUGGUCUUUUUUUGUACAAUCUUUAUACCGGUUGUCGACUAUCAUUUGGAUAAACAUGGCUGGAGUAAAUUGCUUAAUUGUACCCAGAUUAUAACAUGUCCAAUUAUAAUGAUUACCCUAACCCAUGCCUUUUUCGUAAGUUCCUAUUCCGGUUGGUUCAUAAAACUCGAUUUCAGUUACUCCGUUUGGACAUUAUGUGGUACCAUUCCAUUGGCCAUUAUUGUUUUUCUAACUGCUCGCACGGAUAUGCCUCCACCCUAUCAUGCGUGUUUCCUGAUAUUGACCUGCUUUAGUUCCCUGCUGAUUAUAGGCAUCUGUGCCGCUGAAUUGGAGCUUCUUUGUGCCAUCAUUGGAGCCGUGUUUUAUAUGUCUGAGGGCUUUGUGGCAGCUACUUUGCGUUCCUUUGCAGCGGCCAUUGCCGAUGUUCUGGUUAAUGCAGCCCUGGCCGUGCAGGGCUAUGAAAAAAUGGCUAUUGCUGCAAUUUUUGGUAGUACACUCUUUAAUAUAGUUCUGGGCAUUAGUAUACCCUGCAUAUUUAAUGAGAAUGCGCAAAAACAAAAUGCCUCAUAUUGGAUAUACGGUAUAUAUGGCUCUACUUGCUAUAUAUUCUAUAAUUUAACUAUUGUCACAUUUUUGUGGUGGACUCUAACAUUCAAUUUCUAUGCCCGACGAUCGGCAGCUAUAUUCUCAUUUACUUUAUACGCACUCUUUCUACUUUAUUGUUUUCUUGUGGAAUUGGAAACGAUACAUGAGUUCUCUCCUGAUCGUAUAUUUCUACCGAAAUAAAGGACAUAUUUUCACUUUAA